UACAGGGCUGCAGCUACAGGGCUGCAGCUACAGGGCUGCAGCUACAGGGCUGCAGUUACAGGGCUGCAGCUACAGGGCUGCAGCUACAGGGCUACAGCUACAGGGCUGCACCUACAGGGCUGCAGCUACAGGGCUGCAGCUACAGUGCUGCAGUUACAGGGCUGCAACUACAGGCCUGCACCUACAGGGCUGCAACUACAGGGCUGUACACUUCCUUUAAGUUUAGAGCACUUUUUAUAGACAGCGCCACCUACCGCAAUAGAUGAUCAGUAAAGUGCACAAUUUACGUUUUAAAUUGAUGAUUUCACUCAAAAUAUACUUACAAUACAAAAGGCUUAUUCAAGAAGAAUUCUCCGUUGAUGCUGAACGAAGUAGCAGCAUUUAUCGCCAUGAUAGACAACGGUAACCAUGUGAGUACUAACUGUGAAUUGUUUUAUUAGUUUAACUUUAUAGAACAAAUAAACGUUUGGUUUACAGCGUUUUAUUGUUUAACGUUAUAAACAUUUCUGCUGUUUUCAUUUGCGGAGCAAAGCUGUUAACCUGCUAAACUGAGAAACAAGCUAUAUUUGAGCUCGUCAUUAAGUAGCACAGACGACCACUUUUAUAUAGUGACCGCUGCUGUAAAACCAACGCUUAGCUUGUUUGAUCAUUUGUUUAAUUGAGUCCUAGCCAGAUUUUGGCAGCCCAGGUCCAGGUCAUGAUAAUUAACUACAAGCAGCAUAUUAAUUAACCCUUCACCUGAUGGUAAAAGCAUGUUGAAAUUAUCUCUGUCUGUCAAGGACAUUAAGCAACAACAACCUUCAGUGUAAGUGUUUAAUACUAACAAUUUUACAGGUUUUAUGAUGUUAAUAAAGUUGCAGGUAUCUGAACAUUUUCUUCAUAGUCAGACUUUUCAUGAUCACAUUUUCUUGUGAUGCUGAGACAUUUAGUAUUUUUAACGCUCAGUUUUGAUGUAGGCUUAUCCUUCACUCCUUUACCUCAUCUACUGUCUACUGUACAGCCUGUAUGAACUUACAUCAUUACACAGAUUGAAUCCAAGACAGAAAACUUUAAAUCUAUUGGUCCACCUCCCAGAUUAAACUUGAUUUAUGUUUAUUUAUGUUUAUGUUAGUUUUUAAAAAAUGUUUACACAAAGAAGAAACUGCUCUCUCCAAAUGCUUUUGUUGUUGCCACAUAUUCAUUUUGAAGAGAAAGGACACAUUUUGAACUCAAAUUUUCCUUUCUAUUGUCACACUGCUUUCAGAUGGACAUGCCUUUGAUACGGAAGUGGUGGUGUCUUCUUCUCAUGGAGCGUUUCCAAACAGAGGGAUGCGACAACCUGAAACAAAACAUGUAUAUAAAUUUUAGUGGCAAGUUAGGAGUUCACUUCCACUUUAUCAAGCUGAUAACACACUAUCAGUGCCAUAUGAAUAUUUAUGUUCGAAAUAUAUAGCCAGAGGUUCGCUUUCUGGACUGAUGAAGCCAGAAUCCUGCUCCAGGGAACCCUGAAGCCUGUUUACACAGUGCCAAGACGAGGUGCCGUCACUGAUGAAGUUCCGCUCCAUAUGCAGGCUGUCACUGAACGCACUGCAAAGGAAACCAGACUGGUGGACUUCAUUAUCCAGUCAAAGGGAGCUGAGCAGCAUUUGGUGGAUGUACUUAGUGGCAAACGCUCUACUUGGAUUCAUCAGAAGUCUUGUUGCCAGAUGCCUGUCUACCUGGAUAGUGAAGAACAACAGGACAAGCUUUUUGCAUUCUUAAAGACUACUGCACAGAGGACCACAACACCACUGAGCUUCACAGAUGAAGUGCUGUUCAUCUUUGAUGUUCUCUCUCCAGAGGCCAUCAUAUAUGGCCUGUCUAUGCAGGACAAUCUGUCCCUGCAGGACAGUCUGUCCCUGCAGGAGGCUGAGCAGGUCUUCUUCCAGCUUACCAUCAAAGUGAAGUGGAGGAGUUUUGUCAAAGGAUUAAAAAAGACCUGAAGAAAGAAGGCAGACUGUUCAGUUGGAGGACGUGAGAUCAGAGGUUUUGCAGCGGGAGUCAUAGACAUCACUUUUGUGUGUGUGUGCGUGCGUGCGUGCGUGCGUGUGUGUUCAGCUUUUAUUUUUAUUUCAUAUUAUUGUGUAAAAUAAAUAUAUAUAUAUGUA
Molecule: messenger RNA, 2126 nt
Organism: Amphiprion ocellaris (clown anemonefish)
Lineage: Eukaryota; Metazoa; Chordata; Actinopteri; Pomacentridae
Product: PWWP domain-containing DNA repair factor 3B-like
Exons: 6
Coding region: 1416-1961 (181 amino acids)
Source: RefSeq, a predicted model, not a curated record